This is a messenger RNA of Stylonychia lemnae, 2907 nucleotides long. NCBI's taxonomy places the organism in Eukaryota, Ciliophora, Spirotrichea, Sporadotrichida, Oxytrichidae. The record is from the annotation of a GenBank genome assembly.
AUGCUUUCACCUUAAUAGCUAAGUCUUCUUAACAAGAACAAACUCAUUGAGAUGGUCUACAAGAACUAUCAGAAUCAGGCCACUCUUGUCCAGAAUCAGGGCAGGCCAGCUGAAACUGGGGGCUGUGUUACAGUCCUCAGUGCAAGCAGUAACAAUGAAACAAUAGAGGAAAAUAAUCUCUCUUUUGCGGUUAAUUCCUAGUAAUCUAAAAACAAUAAUUCAAAAAAUCAAAAGUUUUUAACAAAAACAAUCGGUGUUGCUCCUAAUAUCACAAAUGCCAAAAAAACUACAAGCAAUGCUAAAUCGAAGAAUAUUGCGAAAAAGAAGUUGACAAAUACGGGUGAAAAAUACUAUUCAAAUUCAAAAGUUGAUAGAAGCAGUGGAAUUAUCUUACAAACUGAAAAUGGUAUAGUAAGCACUCAAGGAUCUAUAGGCAAUACAUAACUUAUCUUCAAAUCAUUUUAAAACAACCCAAAUCAAGCUUAAAGUACCCUCUCAGGUCCAGUUACGAAGAAAAAUGAUAAGAUAAAACAAGAUCACCUAACUUUGAUGAAAGCAUCAUCAGGUGAGUAAUAGCAUUAAUUAUAAAAUCAAAAGUUCAUGAAGAGCCUAAAACAAUUUACUCAAAAUUACUUUGGGGUUUAAUAAGAAAAAAAGAAAAAGCGACUGACAAACAACAAACCCGCAUCAAGCCAGAAAAAAUCCUAACUUACUACCAGACGGGACAAAUCAGAAUCCUUCAUAACCAAUACGAAUCACGACAACACUUAGAGUCAAUUAAAAUUCGGGUAAAUAAUGGAGGAAUUGGAAAGAUUCUCACUAAGCAAUCAAAAUCUAAAUUAGUUUAACUUAACAGAAGACAGUAUUGCAUAGUCAAGUGUAAUGGAAAGCGAGCUUGAGUAUACAGACUUUGGCAAUAUUAGAGCAUCGACUUAUAAAAGAAAUGCUGAAACCGUUCAAAGGAGAUAGCAAUAAUACAAGAGUGAAGAUAGGAAAAUUGAAAAUGGAUUUUUCUCUCAAGAGUAUUUAGAGAGCAGGUAUAUGAAUCCAAGAGUGGAAAUGGAACUAAGUGAGUUCAAAAAGGAAAUAGAGGGAAAAUUCUAGAAAAGUGAUCUUAGAGAUUACAAAUUUAGCAGAGGAGUAACUUCUAUGUCGUAUAACAUGUAAUCUGACAUCACUAAAACUUCAAUAUAAAAAAAUCAAUCUGUCCUAGAGAACAACGGGAAGAAAAGUACGAUGAAGGCAAUGUUCCAAAACUUUAUGAAAUAAUCGUUCGAUAAUUAAUUAUAUAAGACAAAACUUGAUACCAGCAAUAAUUUACUCACUUGUCAAGACAGGUUUGACCAAGAUUUCAAUUCCCUCACUUAAUUAACUUUUGAUGUAAAUUAGCCCAGAAUCAAGACAAACUAUAAUGGUGUGUCUAAAAAGACCAGUAAAACAGUAAUCAAGGACUAAUCAUAGGUUGUGGGUGGAGCAAUCAAGUAAAAUUCUCACAUUUAUGAUAAAUAGCAAAAGUAACAAAAAACUUCAUCAUAAUACAAAACUCCCAAAAAUUACUCACUAUAAUUAAACCAAGUGGUAAAGAAGAUUCUAACUGAUAACCGUGGAGGAGCUGGUCUGAAUGACGAUAAUAUAACGACAGGUUUUGGUAUAGUAGGAAGCAGUGGAACAGGUACUAUCGCUAAUAAUUAUGCUGACUUAGGAACUAUCAAUGAACCUUGCUUUUAUACUACAUAUAAUAACAACUCUGGAAAGCAAAAAAAUUUUGGAAGUUAAAUAGAAUUUAUGACUAAGGAUUGCAGAUAUAAUAGCAAUAAUGCUGUAGAUGCUGUCUAGCAUACCAGAUAUUCUAGAUCAAAUAGCAGUAGCAGAGGAGGAACAAGGAGCAAAAAGAGGGACAACAGCAAAUAAAAAGAUAAUUCUACUAAGAAGAGAGUAGAUAGUACAGUUCCUGCAAAAAAUUCACUCAUAAAUAAAUUCUUCAGGUAAAGUAAAGCCAUGCAUUCACCUUAGAGUAGAUAACCUAAGAUUAAGACUGCUUUGAAAGAUGGAAACUAAAUGGAUGUCAGAUUCAGUAAGCCAACGACCCAAAACACAUCAGCUGUCAACUCUAACCUAAGUACAAACAGGUUCCUUCACAUGUUCAAUAAACCAUUUUCCCAACAGAGAAGAUAAGCAUCUAGCAGUAUUAAAACAACAGCAAAAAGUACUUAGAAGAAUUCAAGAAUGCCUUCAUCUAGUAAAAAGCCGUCCUAAUAAAAUACGAGUAGCACUAACAAUUAAGCAGUCAAUAUCUCAAGUUUUUAAACACAGGGUACUAAUGUUAGAUUACCAGCAGGGAGAUAGCAAUACACUAGUCAAGAUUACUUGACAUCCAGUCAGAAUGUUAUUUCUACAUCAAACGAUUAAAAGCUUAAUCAAUUACUACUUAAGAAUAGUUAGAUCAAAAGAUCUGCUGAGGGAUUAAAAUAAAGUGACAAUUACAAAAACUAGCUAUCAAAUGCGGCUACUUCCUUGAAAACUAAGUCUUAAAAAUAGGAGAUGAAGACUCUCAUGCAAAGAUCAUUCCAUCACAAUUCUAACAAUGCUUAGUCAACUUAUUAAUAGCCAAAAUCUUAGAACCUAAAGGGAUCUAUUCACUAGUCUCCUACUCAAUUAACAGGAUUGCAGAAAAGUAUUUAAAAGAGCACCUAAAAGAUUGCAACUAGCAACGACAGAAUAAUAAAUCUAGGUCAGGUUAAUGUGAACUCAAAUAACAGCUCUAAAGCGCACUUGAACAAAUCCUCUAAUAUGAAAUAAACCUCUGCGAUUUCUAAAUCUAUUGCACUAAGUAAGAUUUGCAGUGCUGAAAGAGUCAACACAGCCGAAUCUCACCCUAUAAGAGGUAUCCAAUUAUAACUAAUCUGA